Molecule: messenger RNA, 6927 nt
Organism: Brenthis ino (lesser marbled fritillary)
Lineage: Eukaryota; Metazoa; Arthropoda; Insecta; Lepidoptera; Nymphalidae
Source: the annotation of a GenBank genome assembly
AUGAACGUCCUUAAAAAAAUUGUCAUACCAAGAACAAAUGUUACUAUUGGAUACAUAUUAAUGGAAUUAGAGGAAAUGGCUAGAGAAGAGUUCUGCAGAUUAAAAAAAGUUAAAGAAAACAAGAACAUAGAUAGUAACGAGAGAGAAAUGAACAAUCAAUCAACAGAUACAGCAGAUCAUACUACAUCAUUUAAUAAUAAUUCUAAUAAUAUUGCAAAAUUAGAAAAAAAAGCGUUUGUUGUAAAUGUUGAAACAAAUGGUUAUAUGAAGCCUGAAAGGGAGACAGAUGUAGAAAUAAAUAAAUUUCAAAUUGCUUCAUCUAGCAAGACAUCAUCAAUCGAAAUAGAUUUUCAAGAAAAAAUGUUUCAUGUAAAAGAAUAUUUUGAAGAAUUAGUUUUACGGACUAAAGAACUUAUACAAAAAGGUGACGAUUCCUUGGAAACAAGCAAGUUCUUGAAAAAGUAUGAAAAUGCUAACAAAAAACUUGAUUAUUUGCUCAAUGAAGAUGAUUAUGCAGUAUUAGAUAAACUCUUAAAUCGUAAAAUGCAACACUUAAAGUGUCAUCUUCGUGAGAUAAUUGAUGUCACUAAUAAAGAAGAUAAAAAACAGAUAAAUUCAUCAUCAUUUGCAGAUAAUAAUUAUCAGACGAAAAGAAAAGAAUACAACCAAUCGAUAAUUUUACCACGAGACGAAAAGGUUGAGGCAAAAUAUGAAGAAAAUGUUAUCAAAUUACAAGAAUUCCAAGAUAUAAUAUCGGGUGUCGAGAAGAUUACAGCCGCAUAUAUUAAACAAGGACUAUUGCCACCAAGUAUGGAGGCAUUUGUAAAAUCUUGUGAUGAGAUGAGAUCUAAAAUAAAUAACUAUGUUAAACGUGAUAAUACUAAUAAUAAUAAUAAUAAAGAUUUAAAACAAUUAGUUUAUGGUUUAGAAAAAAAUAAGUCAAACUUAUCCAAGAACACUGAAAUACACAAUGAAAGUGCUUCUUACUAUUCGAGCAAGCUCAAGGGACAUACAGCUGAAUUAGGUGAGAACAGUUUACGAAGUAUGGAGACUACGAAGAAUAACAGUAUAGAUGAUUUGAUAAAUUCAUUCAAUAAGAUGGAAUGUUGUGUAGAUAAAGACUAUAAAAAUGUACAAAAGUUUCAUCAUGUUCAAAUAAAUUUAGAGGAAAUUAUAAAUUUAAUAGAGAAGAUUAAAUUGGAACAAAAAGAUAGCCUUGAGAGAUUCUUUAAAGCAUCUGAAGAUGUAGCGGAGACAAAACAAACGACUAACCGGUCAAGCAGUCCAUUACAUUUUUAUAAUGAAGAUUCAACACGUCAACGUAAAGACGAUAGUACUAAUAGUCCUCAAUCUGAAAAAUUAUCAAUCGUGGAACGAGUAAUUGAACAGAACGUUCCUAAUGAGACAAUUCCUUGCAACUUUUGUAAGGAUUUCGUAAACAUAAACGAAUCUGUAAUUGAAACUAUUUGUUCUAUUUGUGUACACCCAAGAGAAGAAGAAAUAAGUACAAUAAUAUCUACUCACACAUUAGAAAAAUCGGAAAAAAAUAGAUGUGGACUGUGCAAAAAAAUAAUCGAAGACAAGGUAGUUAAAGAUGAUGUGAUUAAAACAAAAGAAAGUGAAGGAACACAAACUGAAGUUAAAAAUAGUAGUGUUCCUCGACUCAACUUAAGCUGUCACUACAUACUUUCUGAAUUAGAAGAAACUGAGAGAGAAGAUAAUUUUAGACUCAAAAGAUUUAAAGAACUAAAGGUUAAAAAGGCUGAAGGUAAGGAACAGUCUAUAAUAACAGAGAGAAUUAUUGAAAAGGAGAUGUGUGAAUGUACACUUAGUUUUGAAACUAAAGAGCUUGUAGAUGAAUUUCUUUAUAAUGAUACAAAUCAAGAAGAAAUAGAUCCAAACACAGAAUUUGAAGAACUUGAAAGUAAUAUCACUGAAUACAAAUUUAACGAAACAGCAGUUGAUAAAGAACAAUGUAUUAUUUGUAACGGCUUUGAAGAAUCACUAGGUAAAACAAAUGAUCCUGAUGAUAAAACAGAAAAUAGGCAAGAAAUUCAAGAAAAUCAGGGGAAGAAAUUUAAUGAAACACUUUUUGGUAGAGAUGAAACAAAAAGUAUAAAAUUUUUUGAUCAUAGAGAAAUUACAUCUCCUAUAGAGAGCCUUUUGUCGACACAAGGCAAAGAUAAAGAAGAACAGAAAACAUGUCCCAAUUGUUUACAAUUGAAAGACAAAGUAAAACUAGACAAAAUAAAUAAUUACGAGGAAAAUAUAUGUCCUAAUAGUAAAAAGAAUGAAGAGUUUAUUAAAGAAGAGCACAUAUCAAAAGAUGAUAAUUUAUGUCCUAGUUGUAAAAAAAAGAAGAGUAUUGAAUUUAUUGAUAUAAGAAAUAUGCUAUCUCAGACGGAACAGUUGUCAUUACCUAAUAAUGUAUGUCCUAAUUGUAAGAAAAGGAAGAGUACUGAGUUUAUUGAUCAAAGGAAUUUUUCAUCUCCUAUAGAGAUCCCAAAACGAAUUGAUUUAAAAAUCGAAGAUAAUGAAAGUAGUGAAGUUAAAAUUAAUAAACAAGAUUCAAAGAACAAUAAGUACUCUGAUUUAGAAAGAGAAAAACAGAAUUUAUGUCCUAGUUGUAAGAAGGAAAAUAUAAAAAAAUCACAGACAGGAUUAGAUCCACAAAAGGUUCCGUUACAGCUAGGAAUAUCAAAAUCAUUAGACAAUAACAAUACAGAUAAUAAAAUAAAAAAUAUGUGUCCUUUUUGUAAAAAUAAUAAGUUGAAGUCUAGAAGUGCAGACAUUGAUCAAAACAAUUUCUUACAAUUAAUCGAUAAUAGUGAAAAGAAAUUUGAUUCAAUGAGUAAAGAGAAGCAUGUGUGUCCAAGUUGUAAAAACAAUAACACAAAAAAAGAUCACAACAUACCUUAUAAAGGAGUUUCAACAGCAUUAAGUCAAAACAGUACAGAAUUUGGCCGCAAAACCAUAGAUAAACAUAUAUGUCCUGGUUGUAUGCCUUGCGAUAUAAAACAAGAUAAAAAUUCAAAGUCUGAUAUAGAUAAUAAUAAAUUUAAUAUGAAAUAUAAAAAAGACAAUAAAGUAUGCCCUGGCUGUAAUUUUGACGAUAAUUAUAGGAAAUAUUUCAAUAAAACAAAUAAGAAGGAAAUAAAAGAAAGUGAAAAUGUAGAUUAUGCUCACGAUCAAAGAAGUAUUGAAGAAAAUGAGAGUACUAAAUAUUGUCCUGCCUGUAAAACUCCUGCCAUGAAAUAUUAUAACACUUGUGAUUGCGGUAUAUCUGACAUAUUGUCAGACAUUCAGAUAUCUGAAAGUGACGAAUAUGAUAAAGCUCUUUCCGAAACAUGUUCACUGUGUGAAAGAAUGAGACUAUCCAAAACAGAUCGUUCUUCCUGCAGUUUUAAGUCAAAUAUAACAAAUAAACAAAUACAUCAAACACGUACUGAUAACACCAGUGAAACUGUAGAAACUAUUAAUAAAAUUGUUAAGCUUAAAAGACUUCCCGGUACUGAUGGCAUUAUUCGCGAAGAAAUCACGAUUAAAACUAGAAGAACACAAGAACACGUCUUUCCCAACUCCUCAGACAGUGAUAAAUAUAUCAAAAAACCUAUAGAAAUACCUGAAAAAUCUAUUAAGCAAACAAAGUCCGAAAACAUAAACCAGAGUAAAAUGAAUGUGUCUAGUAGAAUUUCCUCUAUUCCUACUAAAGUUUCAUGCUUAUCUUCAUGUUCAAUUCCUAUAUUUGAAAAACAUAGUAAAAGUAGCUCUGGUGAAGCUUUACACAUUAUAUCUCAAUCAGUUCCAGUUAGUUCUCAAAAUUUGAAUUCAAGUCAAUGCAAUAAAACAUGUAUGAAAAACAGGUAUACAGAAUCCAGUAAUAAAAGUACAACAAAUUGUAUGAUUUGUCAAAACACUGAAAUAACUGAGUCAAAUGUAUCCUUGACUAAAUCAUGUAGAGCUAGCAAAUGUAGCAAAGACAUGACGAAAGUAAAGUCUAACAAUAAUAGCUGCUGUAAAAUAAAAAUUAUAAAUAAAGAUAAAAAUUCAAAAGAAAAUAGUGAUGAAGAAGAAAUUGAACUUACACUAAGUACUAUCGUUAUUCUAAAGAAAAUUUUAUCGUAUACAAGUAAAUCGGCUGCCAGUUGUUGUAGGUCAAUUGAAACAGAUCAAAAACAACCUCAGAAAUCGAACGAUGGGUCCAAAGCUAAAGUUUCUUCAGAUAUUAACUCAGUUAAAUCAGAGCCUUGUAUGCAAAAAAGUAUAAAAGAAUUAUUCGAUAAAAAAUUACGUAAAACGGAACCAAAUUGUAAUACAUGUGAUUCGAAAAACGUGAGUAAGCCUCAAGAAGAUAUACCUACAAAAGAUAGAACUUUGCAUUGUUUCUCCUGGUCAAACAAAGAUUUAAAGCCGGAAAAACCAAAAUUAGAUCCAUCAAUAAAACUUAAACAAUCUGCGAAUAUUGAAACUCAUUCAGAAAUUCAUGAUAAAAUAAGUUCAUGCAAACAGGAAAAUCAAAAAACUAUAGAAGAAAAAACGGAGAAAAUGAAGACUGAUACUAACAAUUGUCAUGAAAGUGAUAAAACUAAGGAAUCAAAAGAUAAUUCUUCAGAAAUAAAAGAUAAAGAGCAAACGUCUAAGUAUGUUUGUAAUAAGACCACAACAUGUGAAAAUAAAUCAUGUCAAACAAGACAGCAACAUCAUAGUCGUGAAUUGAAAGAAAAGUCUGAAAGUAAUAAGAGCAUUAAAACUAAUUCGAAGUGUCCUCACACUGAAUUUUGUUGCACUUGUAAAAAGAAACUUGAAAAUGAAGUUCAAAAGACAUGCACAUGCUCUAAAAUGAAACUUAUCUCACAUACUGUCAAUAAAACAUGUACUUGCAUGAAAGCUGAACCUAAGUCUUCAAAAAUAGUUAUGAAUUUAUCUAAGGGUAAUUGCUCCUGUAAUGAACAAACUCCCCAUUCGGUAGAUAUAUCUUCUUCGAAACGAUCUAAUCACUCAGAUAGCUGCACUGGGAGUGUUGAAACUUUGUCAAUAGCCAAUCAGACGUGCCUAAUGGAUAGAUUGUCAGAUGAUAUUAACAAGAAAUGUGGCUGUUUAUGUUUAGAGAAAAGUAAUCUAAAAGACAUUACAAGAGAGACUGAGAAAAAGUUAUCAUGUUCAAAGUCUAUGAUAGCUAUGCAGAGAGAUGAUAGCGAGCUAUGUACCUGUAAUAAAAAUAUUUCAGCAAAUGGUAGAAUAGUAGAGAAAAAGUGUUCUGAUAUUAAUAAGUCAGUUUCACGCGAAUGUAGCUGUGUGUCAGGUAUUGAUGCUAAAAAACUUGAAGCAGAACAUCCUUGUGCUUGUCAUCAAGCUAAUAAUAUUCACAAAUCAAAAGAAACAGAAAUAAAAAAAGAAUGUCAAUGUCAAAAACAUGCUCAUUCCAAAACUAAUAUUUGUAGUUGUCAGCAGUUAAAGACAAGCAAUAGCAGUAAUAAAAAGCAAAAACCAAAAUGUUUAUGUGAAUCUUCAUCCAAACAAUCAAUACACCCAAUUGAAAAUAGAGAUACAGUAUCUAGUGGUAGUCAGACAUGUUCAAAAUGUUUGUCAACAGAUCAGGACCUAAAACUCACGAAUGAGGUAUGCUCUUGUACAAAACAUAAACCUAAGCAUGAUGGACAUAACAUUACCAACCAUAGAGAAUGUUCGUGUUCCUCAAUUGAAACAGCCCUGUUCGAUACUGUAAAUUCACCUAAAAACUAUAAUUGUCAGGCUGAAAAAACACCACCAUCAUCAUACAAGCAAGAAUGUUCUAAGACCAGUGACGUAGAAAAGACACACAGCUGUAAAAAAACGCGUGAAUUAAGACAACCAUGUGCAUGUUCUCAGACUAAGUCGGAUACAAGUAAAGAUCACAGUCAAUCAAGUAGAAUAAGUUCUAAAACUUGUAAAGAUGCGCAGCCUCAAUCGAAAAAGAGUAAUAAAAAUCAUUCCCGCGAGUGUAGUUGUCGAUCAUCUAAAAAUAAAAUUGAGUCAGAUUCAGAAAAAAGUUUUGAUUCUUUCCAAUCACUAGUUAAAACUUCUUGCUCAUGUCGUGAACAUAAUCCACAUAAAACGAAUGAAAAACACCAUGAUGUAACUAAUAAAACAGAAGAAACUCCACCGUGUAGCUGUCAUGCAGCUGAUCAAAAAAGUGGCAGCUGUGCUAAGCAUCAACCAUAUAUUUCAAAAACAGAGACGGAUACCAAAUAUAGUUGUGGUUCAUCGGAAAAUAGUUUCAAACCAAGUGUAUCCUUUGAAACUGAAAUAGGAAAAGUAUCUUUGACCGGUGGUAGCCACAAAUCACAAUGCACUUGCAAAUCUAAGCAAAAUAAAGAAAAUUUGAAACAAACAUGUCUAAUAAGUAAAAAAGAAAUAUCCAAACCAUGUAGCUGUAAAGAAACUAAACCAAAAAUGACUAAAGCUUGCACAAAUGAAAUGGCAGCAUCCCCAAAAUGUCCUUGUGAAUCAUCCAAACAAUCUCCUUCGAUCGCUUCUAAUCAAAGUACAGAACCUAUAUCUGUAGGAAGCCAAACAUGUUCAUACAGGUGUGCAUCCAUUCAAACAUCCCAAAAGUCGAUCAGAUUUUCCUAUGAUGUUUCACCAACUCCAAAAAUCAAAUCUGAUAGCACGUUACCUACUGACAGCUCAUGUUCUUUGAAAAGCUGUCUUUCAAGUCAAAGUCAAUUUUCGCAAUGCUCCUGCGGGAAGAAAGAAGUUUCCACUUCGACGAAACGAUCAGAUCGGUAUGAUGUUCGAACCUUGAGAGAUUUACCAGUGGAACCAAAACCCAAAAAACUUGACUGCCCCUGCCAAUCUGACUCCGCCGUUUUGAAAAGUAAGAAACCUAGAAACUUUAAUCCUGUUGGCAAAUGUUGUUCUUUACACGAUUCACAUUAUUUCAGAUAU